This is a messenger RNA of Helobdella robusta, 270 nucleotides long. RefSeq lists its product as hypothetical. The transcript has a single exon. The record is from RefSeq and is a predicted model, not a curated record. The coding region runs from base 1 to 270 and encodes 89 amino acids. Gene Ontology annotation, cellular component: cytoplasmic dynein complex. NCBI's taxonomy places the organism in Eukaryota, Metazoa, Annelida, Clitellata, Rhynchobdellida, Glossiphoniidae. Gene Ontology annotation, biological process: microtubule-based process; cilium assembly. Gene Ontology annotation, molecular function: dynein intermediate chain binding; dynein light intermediate chain binding.
AUGUCUGACAGAAAAGCCGUUAUCAAGAACGCCGACAUGUCUGAAGACAUGCAGCAGGAUGCGGUGGACUGCGCCACACAAGCUCUUGAAAAAUACAACAUUGAAAAAGAUAUUGCUGCAUACAUCAAAAAAGAAUUCGACAAAAAGUACAACCCGACAUGGCACUGCAUAGUCGGCAGGAAUUUCGGAAGCUACGUCACGCAUGAGACGAAACACUUCAUUUAUUUUUAUCUUGGUCAAGUCGCCAUUCUCCUGUUUAAAUCCGGUUGA